AUGCCGUCUCUUAGCUCUUCUUUGCAUUGGAAGCCCAAUGACGAGGAGUCCGCCGAUCGCAUUACUAUUGUAUCUGAAGAUGCACGUUCAAAGGAGAGGAGAAAGGACAACUUGACGAGGCGAAAUAGUCAACGUGUGAUCGACCCUACGGCUGCUAUUCCAAUUGAAUACAGGAGCCUGUCCUUCGAGAUCGAAGAAGAUGCCCAGAGGAAACAGCGGUUCAAACGACGUGAGGAAAGAGACAAAUUGGCAGAAGAAUGGCAAAGCACAGAAUGGCACGUUUUGCCCAUUGAGGAUGUGCAGAAGCAGCUUCAUGCUGAUAUAUCAUCUGGCUUGUCCAAUACCGAGGCCAGUGAACGUUUACGAAGAUAUGGCCCGAACAAAAUUUCGCCAUUACCCAACCCUUGGUUCUGGAAAAUCUUCGGCUAUUUCUUCAAGGGAUUUGGCUCGAUUCUGCUAGUUGGUGGAAUUCUUGUCUUCAUUUCAUGGAAGCCACUUGGUCAGCCACCUGCGGUGGCUAAUCUGGCCCUCGGAAUUGUCCUCAUCGCUGUUUUCAUCAUCCAAGCUGCCUUCAAUGCAUGGCAGGAUUGGUCUUCGUCUCGUGUCAUGGCCUCCAUUACAGGAAUGUUGCCAGAAUCGUGCCAGUUGAUUCGCGACGGGUCCCGUACAGAAGUCGUAUCGACCAAUAUUGUUCCUGGUGACACAGUUUUUAUCUCAUCGGGGAACAAGAUUCCAGCGGACAUUCGGUUCAUAGAUGUCUCCCAUGAUCUGACAAUUGAUCGAUCUAUUGUCACGGGGGAAUCUAACCCAAUCAAGGGCAGUGUGGAUUCAACUUCUGAAAACUACCUGGAGACGCGUUGCAUUGGACUUCAAGGCACCCACUGUGUCUUCGGGAAUGCCACAGGAAUUGUUGUAGCCACUGGCGAUUCAACUGUUUUUGGCCGUAUCGCCAAACUUGCCGGUGAGCCGAAGACAGGCUUGACGACAAUUGAAAAAGAGGUUUUGCGGUUUGUCUGCUUGAUAUUUAUCAUCAUGGUUACCUGGAUCAUCAUCCUGGCUGCCGUUUGGGGUGGGUGGCUUCACAAGGUGCACCCUGAUUAUAUCAAUGUGCCUACCCUUAUUGUGGAUUGCGUUAGUGUUGCAAUUGCCUACAUUCCUGAAGGCUUGCCAAUUGCGGUAACUGCCAGCUUGACUAUCACUGCAAACUUGAUGAAGAAAAACAAAGUUCUCUGCAAGUCCCUCAAAACGGUCGAGACCCUCGGCGCUGUAUCUGUUAUUUGCACAGACAAAACUGGAACUUUGACAAGAAAUCGGAUGGCUGUCACGGACUUCGCUAUACAUACAGCAAACUCAACCUUGGAUACAACAGGUGCAUACACAUCCAGCACAAUAGCUCAACCGGUUCUAGAUCAACUUCGGGCAAUAGCUGGUCUCUGCAACGCUGCAGAGUUUGACUCGAAAUCACAAAAUGCCCCUUUAAGCGAAAGACGCAUAUUUGGUGAUGCAACUGAUCAGGCUAUCUUAAGAUUCUCGGAGGGCUGGGGCCCUGUUUCAGAGCUUCGAAAAAGCUGGAAGACCCUGUUUAAUCUUGCAUUUGACAGCAAGAAUAAAUUUAUGGUCAAGAUCAUCACACCGCUUAUCCCUCAAGCCAAGAACAUAUGUCUUUCUGCCACAGAAGCUGCGAACAUGGACGCUGAACAUUCUCUCCUAACUAUAAAAGGGGCACCUGAUAUUUUGAUAGAAAGAUGUACGCACAUUUUGAAGCUCGAUGGAAGCGUUGAGUCUCUAGAUGAUAUCACUCUGAGCAAAGUGAAGCAGCUGAAAGACAAGUGGUCGUCGGAGGGAAAAAGGGUCAUUCUGCUUGCCCGCAAGGUCUUGGAGAAAGGUAGCAUACUCGAUGAUCCUUUUUCACCAGAGUGCGAGAGCCGCGCACUACAAGCAGCAAAAACAGGUCUCACUCUUGUGGGCCUUGUCGGAUUGAUUGAUCCUCCAAGAGCCGAGAUUCCAGAAGUGAUUCGGAUCCUACGACAGGCUCAAAUUCGCGUCCUAAUGGUCACCGGCGAUUUUGGACUAACGGCAUUGGCUAUUGCUCGUCAAUGCGGUAUUGUGACAUUGAGUUCUGUCCAUGACGCAUCUGCUCUUGCUAGGUUUCCCAAUACAGAUGAGAAACAGGUUGACUCCUCUCAAUCUGCAAUUCUCGUUAGUGGUCCCGACCUGAUGGGCUUCAAUGAAUACCAGUGGGAGCAACUUUGCAAGUACCCUGAAAUUGUAUUUUCGCGAACGACGCCGAAUCAGAAGCUUCGUAUAGUACGGGAGCUACAGGCAAAAGAGACUGUUGGUAUGACAGGCGAUGGAGUCAAUGAUGCGCCCGCUCUCAAAGCAGCAGAUAUUGGUAUCAGUCUCGCCAGUGGCUCGGACAUUGCCAUUGAAGCCGCUGACAUGGUCUUGUUGGAUUCAUUCGCGGCGAUUGUUGAAGCUGUUCGUUAUGGGAGGGUGGUAUUUGAUAAUCUCAAGAAGACAGUGGCUUAUCUUUUACCCGCUGGUUCAUGGUCCGAGUUCUGGCCCGUCUUUACAAAUCUCAUAUUUGGGAUUCCUCAAAUUUUGUCAUCCUUCUUGAUGAUUAUCAUCUGCUGCUUUACCGACUGUGCGGCUGCAGUGGCACUCGCGUAUGAAGCCCCGGAAGCAGACGUCCUAUAUCGACCACCACGCCACCCAACAAAAACUAGACUCGUGAACUGGAAACUCAUGUUCCAUUCUUAUGCCAUCAUUGGAAUGAUAGAAACUAUUUGUUCAUUUGCUAUGGCUUUCUGGUAUCUCCAGCGAAAUGGCAUUCCUUUCUCCGACCUCUGGUUCAAAUUCGGUGAAAUUCCGGCCGGGGUCGAUACUGAUUACUACAACGCUCGUGUCAACGAGGCGAGCUCGAUUUACUUUAUAAAUUUGGUCAUUAUGCAAUGGUUUAAUCUUAUGGCUGUGCGAACUCGACAUUUAUCGAUUUUCCAGCAUCCUCCAGCUUUCAACAAAGAGACACAGAACCUGUUCUUAUUUCCUGCAAUUGCUUUCUCAUUGGGUAUUGCCGUUAUCUGGCUCUAUAUCCCCAGUCUACAGACCGUUCUCAAUACCUCGGGAAUUCCCGCAGAACACUAUUUUUUGCCUGCUGCGCUAGGUCUAGGCUUGCUUUGUUUAGAUGAGGCAAGAAAGGCUGCUGUUCGACGCUGGCCAAAGGGAGUUUUGGCUAGAAUGGCUUGGUAG
This is a messenger RNA of Penicillium macrosclerotiorum, 3249 nucleotides long. RefSeq names its product cation-translocating P-type ATPase. Gene Ontology annotation, molecular function: ATP hydrolysis activity; P-type sodium:potassium-exchanging transporter activity; ATP binding. The record is from RefSeq and is a predicted model, not a curated record. The coding region runs from base 1 to 3249 and encodes 1082 amino acids. NCBI's taxonomy places the organism in Eukaryota, Fungi, Ascomycota, Eurotiomycetes, Eurotiales, Aspergillaceae. Gene Ontology annotation, cellular component: membrane. The transcript is spliced from 10 exons. Gene Ontology annotation, biological process: intracellular potassium ion homeostasis; intracellular sodium ion homeostasis; proton transmembrane transport.